CGCACUGUGUCGUAAAACACGUAUGUGGCCGUCGUCGUCGUAGUCGUCCUCGUCGUAUCUUAUAUGUACUACAGGGUGAGCCAUAAGUGGAGCGACUCACCAACGGAUCCGUCCGUGGCUACGUCGUUCUCCUGAACGCUCGCCUUACAUAUUCGACUCAUGUACGAUUGAAAAAAGAUCGAACGAGAUCUCGACCGCGUCGGCCAAGCUCGACCAAGCCGCGGAUACGUUCUCGCGUUCGGUGAUCGCCGAGCGCCUGGCUGGCUGACGGUCUCACCGUCUCGUGACUCACCCCGUACAUAUAUACGUGCGUACGCGUGAUACGUUGCGCUCGUUAGCAUCCGCAGGCCGCGCGUUAUUACGAAAAAAAUCGCCAGAUAAAAGUUUGCCAACGACAACGCGGAUAGAACGUGUGCAUCGUGUGUACUCCGUUCGUGGAAAUUUGGUGUGACACGCAGCACGCAGGUGACACACAUCACACACAUUUUUAUAUAUAUAUAUAUAUAUAAUAUACCAUAUAUAUAUAUAUAUACACACACAAAUAUAUACAUACAUACAUACAUACACACACACAUACGCACGUACGCACGCACGCAGCCGUCGCUUGCAGGCAGUCACCGUCACCACAGCAGUAGUCAGGGCAGCAGAUCUCAACGCACGUUCUCGUAUGCGCACAUCCGAGUGAAAUUCUUCAAACACCGCUCGGACUCUCUUUGCAUGCUGCUUCUCCCGUAUAUCUACCUGCACUCGCGACAUUGAAACGGAAAUCGAGCUGUCACUGUCGAUACCGACAUCGAGCACUAACCACAUUUAGGGGAUGUCAUGUCAUAGCCAUGAUUGAGAAAGUUGCUUUUUGGAAGUAAUUAGUUAUAAUUUUUUUCUUUCAAAAGGUGCGUACAUUCUAAGAAAACAUGCCUCUGUUCGGAAAGUCCCAGAAGAGCCCGGCGGAGGUGGUGAAGGCCCUCAAAGAGGCUGUGAACGCGUUGGAGCGCGGCGACAAGAAGGUAGAGAAGGCGCAAGAAGACGUGAGUAAGAAUCUAGUGCACAUUAAAAACAUGCUGUACGGUACGGCGGAGACGGAACCGCAGGCAGACAUCGUGGUGGCGCAGCUCGCGCAAGAAUUGUACAACAGCAACCUGCUGCUCCUGCUCGUGCAGAAUUUGAGUCGUAUCGACUUCGAGGGAAAGAAGGAUGUCGCACAGGUCUUCAACAACAUUUUACGGAGACAAAUUGGAACUAGAUCACCCACCGUAGAAUACAUAUGUACCAAACCUGAAAUUCUUUUUACACUUAUGUCUGGGUACGAGCAUCAAGAUAUCGCGCUCAACUGCGGCACGAUGUUACGAGAGUGCGCGAGAUAUGAAGCUCUGGCCAAAAUCAUGAUCUACUCGGAUGAUUUUUACAACUUCUUCAGAUAUGUUGAGGUCUCCACGUUCGAUAUCGCGUCUGACGCUUUCUCUACGUUUAAAGAAUUACUUACGAGGCACAAAAUACUCAGCGCCGAAUUCUUAGAGAUACAUUACGAUAAGGUUUUUUCGCAUUAUCAGAGGUUACUCAAUUCAGAAAACUACGUAACACGACGACAGAGUUUAAAACUGUUGGGCGAACUAUUGCUCGAUAGACAUAAUUUUACAGUUAUGACACGAUAUAUAUCAAAUCCAGAUAAUUUAAAAUUAAUGAUGAAUAUGCUGAAGGAGAAAUCUCGCAAUAUACAGUUUGAAGCUUUCCAUGUCUUCAAGGUAUUUGUGGCGAAUCCCAACAAACCGAAACCCAUUCUGGACAUAUUACUCCGCAAUCAGGAGAAGCUGAUUGAGUUCCUGACGCGCUUCCACACGGAUCGUUCCGAAGAUGAACAAUUCAACGAUGAGAAGGCGUAUCUGAUUAAGCAGAUCAAAGAACUUAAGUCUGUACAUGAUAAUUAAGUCAAGGAAAAUACAAUUAUUACUACCGCUACGACUAA
Messenger RNA from Solenopsis invicta (red fire ant), 1960 nucleotides. RefSeq names its product protein Mo25 (gene Mo25). The record is from RefSeq and is a predicted model, not a curated record. NCBI's taxonomy places the organism in Eukaryota, Metazoa, Arthropoda, Insecta, Hymenoptera, Formicidae. The coding region runs from base 912 to 1922 and encodes 336 amino acids. Gene Ontology annotation, biological process: intracellular signal transduction. Gene Ontology annotation, molecular function: protein serine/threonine kinase activator activity. The transcript is spliced from 9 exons.